Fimicolochytrium jonesii is the source of this 2975-nucleotide messenger RNA. RefSeq lists its product as uncharacterized. Gene Ontology annotation, cellular component: SLIK (SAGA-like) complex; SAGA complex; transcription factor TFIID complex. The coding region runs from base 40 to 2640 and encodes 866 amino acids. The record is from RefSeq and is a predicted model, not a curated record. Gene Ontology annotation, molecular function: DNA binding; protein heterodimerization activity; TBP-class protein binding. Gene Ontology annotation, biological process: DNA-templated transcription initiation; RNA polymerase II preinitiation complex assembly. NCBI's taxonomy places the organism in Eukaryota, Fungi, Chytridiomycota, Chytridiomycetes, Spizellomycetales, Powellomycetaceae. The transcript has 3 exons.
GGUCCGGUACAGCAGCAACAAUUUCUGCAGCAUCAGGCGAUGGCGUUAUUCAACAAGCAGCAGGGACCGAGACCCGCUGUUCAAUACCAGCAGCCUCAGCAACAUCUGCUGCAGCAGCAGCAGGCAGCCGCAGCCGGGGCUGGGGGAACCCGGCCGAUGCAGAUGUCAACACCACAGCAACAACUUCAACAGCAGCACUUGCAACAACAGCAACAGCAGCGUCUGCAGCAGCAACAUCAGCAGCAGCAAGCCCAGACGCUCGCACAACAGCAGGCCCAGACAGUCGCUCAGCAGCAACCUCAAUCCCUCGCUCAACAACAACAACAGGCUCAAACCCUCGCGCAACAGCAGGCCCAAACGCUCGCUCAAUUGCACCAACUACCUGCAGCCAGCAAUGGAGCGCAACAGAAUACGGCAAACAAAACGACCCAACAACAGAUGCCGCGCCAGCUUCCCCCUUCGAGUGCCGGAAUGUCAAUGACCUCUCCGGCAGCGCACACCCAGCAGCAUAAUCCGAACAUGCAGGCCGCGGUGGGUACCAGCGCACCGGGGGCUCCCGCUGCGGCUGCUGUAGUCCACAACGCGGGAGCUGCGGGUGGAGGAGCUCCUACCAUGAAUUUGGCGCAGUUUCAGCAGGAGCUGAAAGUCAUCCAGUCUCAGAUUGCUCAAUUGGUAGGGGGAUUGAGUGCAGCGGACGCCGCCCAAUUCAAGGAACUGACGAGCAUGUUUGGGGAACGGUUCAACCUGCAAACCAAAGUGAACGCUCUUCCGCCUGGAGAGGAGCAACUGAAAUCGCAACUGGAAAAGGAGGUCAAUGCAAAGAAUGCUAGUAUUCAGGCUUUGAGGGACAGCGCCCCACCGAAUGUGGCCCUAGCGUUCAGCAAGUACCUUCGAGGAUUCGGUUUGCGGCGUCAAGCUGAGCUUCUUCAACACCGGUUAAGUCAAAUUGCUGCGGCACGACAAGCUGGACAGGCAGCGGGGGCGGCUCACCCGCAAGCAGCUCUAUUGCAGCAGCAGGCUCUGGCCCGUGGGCUUUCCUUGGCGCAGUUGCAGGCAAUGCAGCAGCGCCAACAACAACAGCAGGCUGCAGCCCCGGCUGGAACCGCACAGGCGACGUUGGCUGCGUCACUUGUGCACGCUCAACAGCAGGCUCAGCUGCAACUCCAGCAGCAACAGCAACAAGCUGGACGAGGCGCCCAAACACAACAGACCAUGCUACAAAACCAACAGCUGCAGCAACAAGCCGCAUCGCAUGCCCUUCUCGCUCAACAGACUAUCGCAGCUCAAACACGCGAAGCUAUGGGAGCCGCCGAGGGGGGCCGGCCGGCCAUGAUACAGAAUCCCGGGGCGCGCCCUCAGCAAAUGACAGCCGCAGACAUGCACAAUCUGCAACUGCGUCAGCGAGCGAUUAUGGAAGCCAGGGCCCGGGCACAAAUGCAAGGACAGGCGGCAGGAGCAGUAGGCGGGGCGGCGUCAGGUCUGACGGCGCAGCAGAUACAGCAGAUGCGGAUGCGCCAAGCUGCACAGGCGGCGAUGCAGCAGCAGGGGAACCUAUCAGCGGCAAUGGGUGUCAUUCCGCAGGGCGUGUCGGUUCAGCCCAACACCACACAUGCCGCAAGCAUGGCGGCUGUUUCUGCAAACCUCAUGGGAAACCCGGCGCAGGUGCCCUCUGCCCUUGCGGCACAGCAGGCGGCUAUGCAAGCGAGACCAAGAGGCCCCACCGCGUCGCCGGCGGGCACCGUGCGGCCAGACUUCCCCGGAAAUGCACGAGCGCGGCCACAAUCCGUCCCCGGCGCCGUCCGGCCCAUCGCGCAACCACGGCCAUCAGCGGUGCAGCCCAUGCAACAAUCUCAGCAACAGCAACUGGCAGCCGUCAAACAACAACAACAACCAGCCAACGCAGCAGCCAUCAAACUACAAUCCCAACAACCGCACCAACCCGCUCUCGUAGGCCCCAAACUCGAAAAACUCCCAGACAGCGGUCCGGACCCCAACGACGGCUGGACACCAACCGCAAAAGACGAAGGCCUCUACAACCCCAACAACCCAUUCACGCCCGAUUUCUUCAAAAACCAGUUCACGCACGGGAUCGGGAAGAUCCAGCGGUUCGUGCCGCGCAAAGCAUCCCCUGCACCCGGAGACACCGCGCCGCAUGGGCCUAGCACGGGGGCUGCGGUGGUGGCGGAUCCGAAUGUGGAUUUGGAUGCGGAGCCGAGUAAGCCGCCGACGGCUGUGGGGAGCCCGGCGGUGGGGAAGAUGGGGUUGGGGAAGAGGAAGCUGAAUGAGUUGAUGGAGCAGAUUGCGCCUAGGCACCGGUUGGAGCCCGAAGCUGAACAGUUCUUCCUGCGGCUCGCCGACGAUUUCUUGUUGGAUGUUGUAGGUCGCGCCUCAAAAGCAGCGAAACAUCGCGGCGACUCCUCCGUUGGUGUCAAAGACCUCCAAUUCGAACUAGAACGAAACUGGAACCUCCGAAUCCCCGGCUACACCGCCGAACCGCGCGCCGCACGCCGCACCACCGUCGCCAACUCGCACCAGUCGAGACUUACGCUCGUGCAUAAACAGAGGUUGGCGGAUAAUGCGCGAGUGAAGGCGGCGAGGGCUGCGAAGGCUGCAGGGGGCGCGGCUGUUGUGUUGUCUUGAGGAGAUGUGAGAGGGUUGGAAUGGGGAUAGGACCUGCGGGGUGGGAAGGGAAGGAGGGAAGAGGGAGAGAGUGCGGCUGGGAUAUGGUGACUUGACGAGGGAAGGGAGGAAACUAGACGCUGACAUUUUUGGACUGAAACACAUCAAACUGAUACCACGCCGUUUAUACCGCGACAGAGGGAGGAGCAUGGGGCAGCGAGGGAGGGAUCUAAGCGAACGGAACGACUGCAUCGUAUUUGCAAGUCUGGCGGAUCUACUUUUUUUUUUUGGAGCAUUUGCCUUAUUUCAUACUGUGGCCUGGAACGGAAUGCAAAUGGAUUUUUGAUUGAUUGAAG